Messenger RNA from Pseudozyma flocculosa PF-1, 4281 nucleotides. RefSeq lists its product as uncharacterized. The coding region runs from base 1 to 4281 and encodes 1426 amino acids. Lineage: Eukaryota; Fungi; Basidiomycota; Ustilaginomycetes; Ustilaginales; Ustilaginaceae. The transcript is spliced from 3 exons. The record is from RefSeq and is a predicted model, not a curated record.
AUGGCCCUCCAUCCUCCCGUCCAACAGCCCCUCACAGUCGUCCGCCCCACGCCGCUCCACCCGCUCGACGAGAUACCGCUCAACCUGCAUCCCUCUGCCACCACCAUCGGCAGCGAACCCCGCCCUCCACGCCCCAGCUCCCACUCUUCGCAGCAUGUCGGUCUCCAUUCCGCCUGCAACCUGCCCACAAAGGGCGACCACGCCGAUGCUCAAGAGGCCCUCGCAAAGCUCGAUCGCCUCACCAAGCAGCGCGAGAAACGCAACAGAUGGCGCAGGCCAGCAGACCGCAUCACCGGCGCACUCCAUCGCACAAGCGCCCGUCACGCCUCUGGUACCGGCGCCGCAGACGACUCCGACUCCGACUCGAGCGACUCAAUCGACCUCAGCAAGGCUUUUGAAGAGGUAAAGCUCAAGAUCACCAGCCUACCUGGACAUCCCGUCGUAGGCAAGGUGCGCAAUGCCGCAUCCAGAGCCAGAGAUCGCAUCGGCCGAGGAGACACCGACAGCCCCGGUAACUCGCCCGACUUUGAGCAUGGCCAGGACGGAUUGGCUUACCGCUUCCCUCUCACCCGCAGCAUCGGAGCAGCGGCAAGGAGGUUCUCGCUCAACAAGACGCCUCCGCCCUUUGCAGAGCAGAGCAGCAGGGCAGGCUUGACGGCCGCUCCUGGCGCAGCCAGCCCCGUGGCCAUGCACGCAACCAAGAGCCCACCGCCGAUUCCAGAGAGCCCGGGCAGCGCGUCCAGCAGCACGAUGCCAGACACGGGCAGGUUCAAGGCGUUGGCAUCGCAGAACCCCGAGCUGCUCGUCGUCGACGAAGAGGGCCACGAGCGACAGGCAGAGGAGCAGAGUCACGGCGGCCUCCGGCGUCCCGUCACCUUCUUCCACGACCAUGGCGAGCUGAGCCCAGGCAGCAGGAGCGCCGUCACGACACCAGGCAGCACCCCUUCCACCGAGCCCGCAGCCAACCCGAUCGUCUUCAACCUCACACCCAUCGGCUGCUCGUCGGCCUCUGUCAUCCACGACGAGCCCGAGGAGCAUGACCCGGGCGCACGGCUGCGCGGGGCCUGCACCCUGUCGCCAUCCGUGUCUCCCUCGUCAGCCUCGGGCUUGACCGAGUCCGACGAGGCCGAAGACGACGGCAGUGCAUUGCAGACUGACUCGAGCGAUGAAGAGGACGAGGACGACGACGGCGGGCGUGGUCCCAACGAUGAGCUGCUGACGCACGGAUCCGUCAGCCUAAAGCACAACGAGGCGCUGUCCAAGGAAGAGCUCAAGAAGCACCGGAAGCUGCUGCGCAGAGAGGCGAAGCGGCAGAAGCGAAGGGCGGCAAGGGGCGAGGUCUCUGCCGAUGGACCACCCACCGUCGCCCCGACGUCCAAGGCCGACCACAUCAAGCAUGGCGUGGGCCACCGCGUAUCAAAGGGCCUCCACUACGCCUCUAGCCAGAGCCGCAACCGCAGAGCCAUGGAGCGGUACUCUCCAAACCCGGUCAAGCAGCUCUACGCCCUCAACACGGACCUGCACCGCUCUGGGACUCCGCCCAUCGACGGGAUGACGGCCGAACGCCGCGGCAGCACUGGAGGACCCUUUUCGGCCAUCUCUCCUACCAUGUCGAGGAGCGGGCAGAGCAUCACCGGCGGCCGUCGAGGCUCGCUCGCCAACAGCAGGCGCAGCUCCUUUGCCGAAACCGAGCGGGACCACGACGCGACGACGCUCAGCAUCGGACAGGCCGUUGGCGAAGAUUUCGAGGGCGGCCACGUCCUCGGGCGGUGGAACACCCAGAUGUCGAUGGCGAGCUCGAUGGGCAGCUUUCGCAGGUACAUGCGCGCGCCAAACGUCCUGCGCAAGCGUCGUCAGGGCAAGUGGGAGGCCGAGAUGGCCGCCAUCGAAGCGGCCGCAGGAGGUACGCCCACCGCGCAGGCCGACCCGGAAAAGGAGCUCGACCAGAUGCUAGGCAAGCUCGCCGCUGAACAGGCCCCGCGCGAUGCUGGCAAGGAGAGAUACGAGUUCGACGUCCUCUACGAGAACCAACGAGGCCUUCUCGUAUUCGGCAUCCCCAAGUUCAGCCCACGCACCCUCUUUCAGUGGGACCCCUCGCCCUGGACGAGCGCCGACAACAAAAAGUCGCCCUACAACAUCGCCAACGCGCAGCUGCCGGACCCCUCGUGGGACUGGAUCUAUCCCGAGUGGCUGAUCGACAUGACGGGCGACACCGACGAGGCCGGCUGGCAGUACAGCGGCAACUUCGGUCGCCGCUUCUGGCCCAACGUCCACUUUCCGCACGGAAAGCUCGGGCUGCCCCGCACCGGCAUGGACGGCAUCACCGAGAUGAAUGCGCGCCUGGCCGAAAAGCAGGCCAAGCGCGAGGAGAAGGAGCGGCAGCGCGAGGACGACGGGCUCGAGGCGCUGAAACGCUCGGCCCGCGCCAAGUCGGACAAGUGGCAGGGCACGCCCGACCCUUGGACGUUUGUGCGCCGACGGCGAUGGAUCCGUCUCCGUCGCCGACGGCCACUCGCUACGGCCGAGACGGCGGCCGAGGCGUCCAGGGAGGCCAAGGAAGCAUCGCCGGGGCAGGAAAAGCUCACCGUCCCGGCGUCCGAUGGCGCCCCGACGGCCCUCACGGACAACGACUCGUUCCUCGGCACAUCAAGCUCGCUCUCGGGGUCUGACGAGGAGGACGAGGAAGAGGACGACGGCGAGCAGAGCGACGGACGAGACUAUGCACCUGCUGGAGCGGGGCCCUCGACGUUCUUGCCGAGGCGAUUGCCAGGCAACCUCGCCAACGGUUCGGACCCGUUCAAGUUCAAGAAGGACGUCGUCAGGACCAGGCGCGCGCAAAGGCACGCUAAGGAGUUCACGGGUACCCUCAAGGAGCUCAAGAGCCUGCUGCCCAGCCUUUUGGACGGCGAGCGAGAGGACCGCGCGACGAGGCCGCACCCGGACGGCCACCAUGGCGGCGUCUCGAAGGCAGCCAUGCUCAAGCUCAACCGCAUCGACGCUCGCAACCCGUUCAUCAGCUGGAAGCUGGUCAAGAGCCGGCUCGAGGACGCCGACAUGGCGUUUGCCAGCGCCACGCUAAGGGCGAGGGAGAAGCGAUACCGGCGGCGGCAGAACGAGGAGCUGGCGCGCAGCCGUAGGGCCAAGGCCGCGGCUGGCGACGGAGGCUCGAGGUCGAUUCCCUCCCAAUUUCUGGCGGACAAGUCGAUGCAGAGCUCGGGCGUCGGUGGCGGUGGAAUCGCCGAGGCUGGCUCGGCAAAGACCAGCAGGGCCGCCAACCUGCAGGAGCACGUCGACGAGGCUACGUCGCUGCCGGCCUCGAGCGGCGCGUUCAAGGAGCUGACGCGCGAGGCGCUCAUCGAGAUCAACUACAGCCGGGCGUUGCGCGUGCUCAAGGCGUGCAAGCUCGACCGGCAGAGGCUGGAGCUGUGGAAGCUGUGGCUGGGCGUCGAGUCGCUCGACACGCUCAUGGAGAACGCGAGGGCGCUGGAUCCGCGCGAGUCGAUCGAGGCCGCCAUGGGCUCGCCCUCACCGCCGCCCUCGCUUUCGGCCCAUCGCCUCAGCAGCGUCAGCGGCGGCGGUGGCGGCGUCUACUUUAGCGGCGGCAGCUCGUCGCGCCAUCGCCAGCGCGCCGACAAGGCACGGACGCGGUGGCGCGCGACGGUGAGCGGGCCGGACAGCAGCGACGUGUGGGACGUGCUGGAGCGGAAGCUAGACGACGUGCUGCUGCUGUUUGAGUUCCAGUCGAGCCGGGCGGCGCUGCUGCGCAGCCUGCUGGCCAUGCACGCCCUCUCGCACCCGGAGCACGUCUACCGCGAUCGGUCGUUGCGCUCCAACCCGAUCGAGCUCUCCCCAACGCACGUCCACGGCUCACCGCAGGAGAUGGGGGGCGCGCAACCGCCACCGCCGUCGCAGCAAGUCCGGCAGGGGGCAUGGCAGCGCUCCGGCCUGCCUCGGCUCGAGUUCUUCUCGGACGUCCAGGCGCUCCUGGAUGCGCUGCCCGGUCCGGGUGCCGCCGAGACCGAGGCGCGACGCACGAGGAUGGGCGAGCUGCAGGACGCGUCGGUUUCGUCGCUCGACGUCCUCCUCAACGCCACCACCACCGACCUCGCCGACGUCCUGCACCUGCACCCCCCCGCCGCCUCGUCUUCGUCGACGACCCACUCGCCUUCCGUCACGCCUGCCCCUCCCUCUUCGUCGUUGUCGAAUCGUGCCAUUCCGCAGCGCACCACUUCGGUCCCGCCCCGUCCUACCCAACGGCAUACCGGCGGCUCGACCGAGUAG